Messenger RNA from Crotalus tigris (Tiger rattlesnake), 3629 nucleotides. It is a transcript of the gene ENTPD1, whose product is annotated as ectonucleoside triphosphate diphosphohydrolase 1. Gene Ontology annotation, cellular component: plasma membrane. The transcript has 14 exons. Gene Ontology annotation, biological process: nucleoside diphosphate catabolic process. The record is from RefSeq and is a predicted model, not a curated record. Gene Ontology annotation, molecular function: UDP phosphatase activity; GDP phosphatase activity. The coding region runs from base 892 to 2481 and encodes 529 amino acids. Lineage: Eukaryota; Metazoa; Chordata; Lepidosauria; Squamata; Viperidae.
CUAGAACAUUAUAGAGUCCACGAUAGAGAUGGAAAAAGAUCCGUGUGUUUUUGAUGCCGCGCAGCUUUUAUGGAAGUUGUGACUAAAUAGCGUAACAGCUUUGUGUUUCCUGCUGCUCUUCCAUUCAAGUACCAAGCAGACUCAGCCCUGCUUAACUUUCAAGACCAACUAUGUUUACCAGAUAUCUGAAUGGAGAAAGGAGGAUGGACAGUUCAAAAGAAGGACAGAUGGAGAGAAAAGGAGGACACACAGACUGUUUUAACCUUCUUGGCAGUUGCGACAAAAUUUACAGCAAAUACUGCAAAAAAUGUACUUAGGCCUACAGGUGGCUUCUAUCAACUUUUAGACUCAUUAUAAAUUUCUGAUUAAUAAUCUAUUCCUUUCAUGAUGGAUAAGGAGAAGAAAGAAGCAGGCUAUUUUCAAGAUCACAAUAUAUGAAAUUUUGAAUCAUUACUGCUGUAAAAACAGUUCCAUUUUUUUAAAAAAUACUCAGCUGGGACAUAUUUGAUUUUAAGGCUGGGCCUACUGGACAGAGGACAUGAGGGCAAAAAAGAGGACAUACUCUUCUUUUACAAGACAUCUGAUAACACUAAGCCUAGAGAAAAUGUGUUAAAGGUAAAAGAAUGGGAGAGCUGCCAUGAUGUCCUUUGAUUAUGUACAUUAAGAGCUAUCCAUCUUGAAGCAUUCUUUGUCUAACAAAUAAAGAAGCUAAAGGAAAACAAGUGGAUGUUACAAAUGGAUAACAUAGACAUCUCAUAAUUUUUUUAUAAAUAAUGUCCAAUUCAAGGUUCACCUUUAAAGCCCUUCAUGGCAUAGGACUGGGUUAUCUGAGGAACUGCCUCUCUCUGAUUUCAUUUGCCCACCUCACAAAUCUAGCAGAGAGGGCAUGUUAUGAGUGCCAGGGAGCUACAUUUCGUGGGUCCUAAGCAGCAGGCCUUUUCUGCUGUGGUGCCUCUGCUGGGGGAUCUUCUCAUCCAAGGUAUCAUGCUGAGAAAAUAUUCUCACCUGAAAUACAUUGUUAUUGGAUUAUUCUUGCUGGUGGCUCUUAUUACUUUAAUCACUGUGGCUAUCACACAAAAUUUAUCUUCCACCAGGAACUGUAAAUAUGGGAUUGUGUUGGAUGCCGGUUCUUCACACACAAGUGUGUAUGUAUAUGAAUGGCCAGCUGAGAAAGAGAAUAAUACAGGAAUAGUGCAUCAGAUUCACGUAUGUGAAGUAGAAGGUCCAGGGAUCUCAUCAUAUUCUAAUGCUGUGGAAAAUGCCAGUGUCCCCCUAAAGCACUGUAUGGAUUCAGCAAAGGAGAUUGUGCCACAGGGAAAGCAUCAGGAGACCCCUGUUUACCUAGGGGCAACAGCUGGCAUGCGGCUGCUGAGAUUGAAAAAUAAGGAUGCUGCUAGGAAGGUUCUCUCUGCAGUGGAGGAAACAUUGCGUAUAUAUCCCUUCAAGUUCCAGGGCACCAGGAUUCUCAGUGGUGAAGAAGAAGGUGCUUAUGGCUGGAUCACCCUUAAUUACUUGCUGGGCAAAUUCACAGAGUCUAUCUGGCCAAGAGUAUUUGGCCAUACGUUCUUCAAAAGUAGGACAACAGGAGCACUGGAUCUUGGAGGAGCAUCUACACAGAUUACCUUUGUACCAGAUCCAGAUAAGAUUGAAUCAUCCGCAGAUAUAGUAAAUUUCCAUCUCUAUGGCAAGGAAUACAUGGUAUAUACACAUAGCUUCUUAUGUUACGGGAAGGACCAAGCUCUUCGCCUCAAGCUGUUACAAGAUGUUCUUUCUUCAACAACUGAUAGACUCCAGGACCCAUGUUUCCACCAAGGAUAUGCGAGGACACUUAAUGUUUUUGAUCUGAUCACAAAUCCCUGCACAGCACAUAACGUCACUGUACCGUAUUCUCAGAUCCAAAUCCAAGGUGAUGGGAAUUAUGAAAAAUGCUUAGAAAGCAUCCAGAGAAUUUUUAAGACUAAAGAUUGUCUUUACUCCAGCUGCUCAUUCAAUGGCAUUUUCUUGCCUGAAGUGUCUGGAGAAUUUGGGGCAUUUUCUGCUUUCUACUAUGUAAUGAAUUUUCUAAAUGUGACCGAAAAACCUAUGGACCAAGUGAUAGAGACAGUGAAGAACUUUUGCUCCAAAUCCUGGAAUGAGGUGAAAGAUGAAUUUCCUAAGGUAAAAGAGAAGUACCUGAGCGAAUAUUGUUUCUCGAGUACAUAUAUUAUCUCCCUGCUCAGCCAGAGAUACAACUUCACUAAGGAAAAAUGGCAGAAUAUCCACUUCCUGGAGAAGAUUGAAAAGAGUGAUACAGGAUGGACGCUGGGCUAUAUGCUAAACCUUACCAACAUGAUCCCUUCAGAGCAGCCCUACACACAUCUCUUGUCUCACACAGGUUUUAUCAGCUUCAUGGUCAUCUGCUCUGUUCUAGUGAUGACUCUGCUCUUAGUAGGCUGGAUGAUAUAUUGUAAACCAAAGUGCCUGAGAAAGGAGAUAAUUUAGGGUGCAGAAGGUAGUAUGACACAUCAAUGGAAACACUGCGGUUAAGAUCAGGAGGUUGUACUUUCCUACUCCGCUCUGCUGAAAUAUCUAGUUUAUAUGAGGGCUUUCUGGACCAUUUGCUCUGGCACCAACAGAUGCCAAAACAACAGCAUGCUACCAUUUUAUUCUCCCUCAGAUUGAAGACUCACUUUUAAUCCUACUCUAAUUGAGGAUUGAUAAAUUCUUGCACCUACUCAGGUGUGCCCCUCUCUCAGGUAUGCCACUUCAUACAUUGCUUUGGUCCUGGAAAUACAGCACAGGGACAUCCAGUCAGAAAUGAUGGGCUGAACACUGCAAGGACUAACUUAAACGGAUAGCUGCAGCUGCUCUUGGAUUCGGUGUUUUCUUUCAUUCUACUGGAAAAAAACACAAGCAUUCAGAAAUACCACCUACUGGCCCUACCCAAUUACAGUUUUGAAGUACUCCUUUAUCAGAUUUGUGAUAGUAUUUGUAUUAUUUCACUGUAAUAGCAUUUGUAAUAAUUCAUGUAUGAAAGAGGAUGAAAGUGAAAACCUUUGACAAUAACUUAUCAAUUCCUGAGAGAAGAAGGGAAGAACAACCCAAAGUACUCUCUACUAAAAGCUAAAGAACAAAAUGUAGCUAAUGAAUUUGCAGCUUGACCCAGAAAAAGGAGCAGUAAAUUAUUCCUGAUGUGUAACAGUUGGUACCUGAGUAACAGGCCUUGCACUGAUGAACUGUUUAUUAAGUGUUUGGGUUCACUGUCAGCUGCCUUAUGUAAGUUAUAUAGUUCUUGGGCACUGAGGUUUGAUUUCACACUGUAUAUUAUAAAAAUCCAUUGGUAAUAUUAUUAUUAUCAUUCAAAAACCGUAUUGGGGAAGAAGGAAACAAACCCUUUGCACAUGUUUGCAAUACAGAAGUUCUUAAGAGCAGAAUCCAUGGAAGAAGAAUUCCUUCUUACAAGCACCAAAAGAAUGUUCCUAGGAAAAAACUAAAUACGGUUUGAUUUGCACUGAGAUUUUAUUGUAAAUUAGGAAUACAGGUAGUCCUUGACUUACAAAAGUUCAUUUUGUGAUUGUUCAAAGUUACAACAGCAUUGAAAAAAGCAACUUAUGACCAUUUUUCACACUUACGAUCAUUGCAGCAUCCCC